Plasmodium falciparum 3D7 is the source of this 1782-nucleotide messenger RNA. RefSeq names its product E3 ubiquitin-protein ligase. NCBI's taxonomy places the organism in Eukaryota, Apicomplexa, Aconoidasida, Haemosporida, Plasmodiidae. Gene Ontology annotation, molecular function: zinc ion binding; ubiquitin-protein transferase activity; ubiquitin protein ligase activity. The record is from RefSeq and is a predicted model, not a curated record. Gene Ontology annotation, biological process: protein ubiquitination.
AUGAACAUACCAAAAGAACAAAAUAAGAACGAUCAAAUUAAUGUUACCAUAGAAUAUGGAAAAGACAAAAAAAUGAAAGUAAUUAAAACACCCAUAAAUGAUACCAAGAAAAAUAAUAUCAUUAACCAUAAUUAUGAUUAUUCAAAUAUAAACGAUAAAUAUAAUAACACAUCUGAUUGUUAUUUAAUGAAUAAUGAAGAUGGUAUAAAUUUGUACUUAAAUUAUUAUAAAAAGAAUUUCUUGAAAUUUCAAGAAAAUAAUUUAUAUAAUGUUUAUGAAUUAAAAGAUAUAGAAAAAAAAAUGGAACUAGCCAUUUUAGAAAUUAUGAAUUUAAUUAAUAUACAAUAUGAUUAUGCUUAUCAUUUUCUAAAAGCAUAUAAUUUUAAUUCAAAUGAUUUAUUAGAAAAUUGGUUUAAUAAUUCAAAAAAAGUAUUAACAAAAUUAAAGUUAUCUCAUUUGAAGGAAGAAGAUAUAUUAAAUAAUAAUAAUAAUAAUAAUAUAGAUGAACCCAUGAUAAAACAAAAAAAAGAACAAUUUGUACAUAAUUGUAAACAAGAAAAAUUUAUUUGUCCCAUCUUAUUUUUAGAAUGUGAUAUAGAAGAUACAUAUACUUUGUCAUGUGGACAUAAAUAUUCAAAAGAAUGUUUAAAAAAUUAUUUGAAAACCUCAUUACACAAUGAUUUUGAAGAUGAUAUUAUUACUAAAGAAUGUAUAGAUCUAAAGUGUAAUAAAAUAAUUAAAAAAAACGACUGGAAAAAUAUUUGUGAAGAAAAAGAUUAUGAAAAAUAUUUAUAUACCUUAUUACAUAUAUAUAUAAAAAAAAGUAAAGAUUUAAAAAAAUGUCCAAACAAACCAUGUCCAUAUAUAAUUCAGUCUGUCAUGUUAAAUAAUAACAAUGUCAUCUGUAAAUGUGGAUAUCACUUCUGUUUUGAAUGUUUACAUGAAUUUCAUAGACCUCUUUUAUGUUCAUAUAUUAAAAAAUGGUAUGAACUCGAAAAUAAUGAUGAUCAUAAUAUGAAAUGGAUACAUGCAUAUACAAAAAUGUGUCCUAAUUGUAAUAAACCUAUCGAAAAAAAUUCUGGAUGUAUGAAUGUCAAAUGCAUAUGUGGUUAUAGCUUUUGUUGGUUAUGUCUUGAUAAUUGGAAAAAUCAUAAAGGUGGAUUUUAUAAAUGUAACAAGUAUUUGGAACAUAACUCCAAAUAUAACGAACAGAAAAAACAAAAAAAAAAAACUGAUAAAAAAAAAGAUGACACCGUAAAAACUUAUGAUGAUGAAAAAGAGGACACAGACAAAACACAUGACAAUGAUAAUAUACAAAACAAUCGUGAGGAAAAAAGAAAUUCUCAUCUGAUACUCAACAGAUAUAAUCAUUUUAAAUCAAGAUUUAAUGAUCAUCAGUAUGCUGAAAACUUUUCUAUACAUACACAACUACUCUUUUUAUAUAACUUCUGUAAAAAUUAUAACAUUCAUUUACAUAAAAUGAAGUUCUUUGAAGAUGCCAUUAUUCAAAUUAUAAAAUGUAGAAAAAUAUUAAAAUGGUCCUAUACAUAUGCAUACUUCUCAAAUUGGAAAAGUGAUAAUCAGAAACAUCUUUUUGAAUAUCAUCAAGGAGAACUAGAAAAAAAUCUUGAUAUCUUACAAACCAAAACAGAAGAUAUAAACUUAACACAAUUUAAAAAUAAUACAGAUAAUGAUACUGUUAGGGACAUACAACAAAUUACUCAAAUGAUUGAUAUAUUUUUUAAAAAUAUUUGUGAAUUUAUGGAAAAUAAUUUUGUUUAG